UGGGGGGAAGAUGAAAAAACAUCAAGACGAUGGCGGCCCCAAAUUUCGUUUCGUCAAAAUUUUGAAAUUUUUAGGGCUCGAAUUUGUAUUUCGAACCGUCUUCCCCCUAAAUACUCGAUUCCUCAAAAUUCUUCGGGUUUUCCCUAAAACCUAAUCACUUAUCAGUUGAUUCCACAACCCUAUCAUAAAUUCUAGGGUUUAUUUACUUCGAUUAAUUUGUUCCUUUUUUACGAGUCUUUCAAGAAGAUUUACUAAUCUGGUAUCGGCUUCCUUUCUUCAAUCAUGGUUCGACAUGUGAAAGCCGAACCGAGUGGUAGCGGCAGCAAGGUGAACGGUGCUAGUCGCAGAAACAGGGGAGAGAGUGAUCAUAACGAAGGAGAUGAUCAAAACGAGGGAAAUGGAUUGGAGCGCAGGGUUCUUCGGUCUCGUUAUCUUGCUGUGAAGAAUCUAAUAAGCGCCAAGAGAGAUGAUAUAACGAAGGCAGAUUCGGAUAAAUUCAGGUUCAUUUUUGAUGAAGUCGAAUGCCUGCAUCAACUGGUUCAGAAGCCCAGGGAGCAAGUUGCUGAUGCAGAAGCGUUAUUGGACAUCACUAAUACACUCAUGAGUUCUGUUAAAGCACAAAGUAACGAAGGAGUGACUCCAUCUGACUUUGUAUCUUGUAUACUAAAGAACUUUGGUAGAAUUGGUAGUGGAAGCGAUGGUGCUGAUGAAAUUAGGAACUCUGUUAGGUGGAAAGACAUUGGUAUUGCAGUGUCUCAUGUUUUUCUCAAGGCUGAUGGAUGCUGCACAAUGCUUGGGCCAAUGAACUGUGAAAUCAAGCAACGAAAGGUUGUAGAGCAAAGAAAGCGUGCAAGAUUAACUGAAAAAGCUCGCCCUGAAGAGCUUGCUUCAAGUGUUACAGAAGAGAAAACAGACACUGAUAAGAACAUGUCAACCAUGUUUGAUGUGUUGAGAAGGAACAGAACUGUAAAGCUUGAAACUUUAGUCCUGAACAGAACAUCAUUUGCUCAAACCGUUGAAAAUCUUUUUGCCUUAUCUUUUCUUGUUAAAGAUGGUCGUGCAGAAAUAAAAGUCAACGAUAAAGGAGACCAUUUAGUUUCACCAAGGAAUGCUCCAGCUGCUAAUGCAGUUGCUUCUAAGGAGGUUUCCUACACUCAUUUCCUCUUCAGAUUUGAUUUCAAAGAUUGGAAGUUAAUGUUGGAUGCGGUUGAGGCUGGAGAAGAACUGAUGCCACAUAGGAUUCCUGUUGACACGUCACCUAAUUCUUCCCAAAAAGUAAAUGAAAAUGAAGGUGUUUUACCAACAACUCCGAUUAGGAAAUUUUCAAGGAACCGUGGUUUGGUUAUACAAGAGGAUACAGUUGUUGAAGACUCACCGGAAAGUGGUGAUUCAGGGUCAAGAGGUGGUGGUGGUGGUGCUAUUCGUAAAGGGAAGAGGAAGGUUAGGUAAACUGUAAAGUAAUAUAUCUAUAGACAUGUGGCAUUAAGCCACUGAUUCUGACUAGAUUCUUAAUACUAUAUAUCUUGUGGCACUAUAUGUUUAAAAUGUGUUUUAGCUGUAUCUGAAUUUAUAUUCAACAUCUUGUUGGUCUUUA
Lactuca sativa (garden lettuce) is the source of this 1594-nucleotide messenger RNA. Its product is annotated as non-structural maintenance of chromosomes element 4 homolog A. The record is from RefSeq and is a predicted model, not a curated record. Gene Ontology annotation, biological process: DNA repair. Gene Ontology annotation, cellular component: nucleus; Smc5-Smc6 complex. NCBI's taxonomy places the organism in Eukaryota, Viridiplantae, Streptophyta, Magnoliopsida, Asterales, Asteraceae.